Messenger RNA from Neltuma alba, 4749 nucleotides. RefSeq names its product pleiotropic drug resistance protein 2-like. The transcript has 20 exons. Lineage: Eukaryota; Viridiplantae; Streptophyta; Magnoliopsida; Fabales; Fabaceae. Gene Ontology annotation, cellular component: membrane. The record is from RefSeq and is a predicted model, not a curated record. Gene Ontology annotation, molecular function: ABC-type transporter activity; ATP binding; ATP hydrolysis activity. The coding region runs from base 231 to 4613 and encodes 1460 amino acids.
CACAGCACUCCAUAGUGCUUCCUUCAUAUUGUUUCCCCCAUUUUCAGUUUCAGAAACCUUUUCUAGUUCUUACCCAUGAACGACCUCAGUUUCCAUAUAUUACUUCAAGUUCUGAGCUUUCAUUCUGAAUCUUCUUCAUCAAUGCUCAGAUGAAAAAACUCUUGUUCUCACAAAACAGAGCAAGAAAAAGGUAGAAGAAUCAGAAAUCAAGAUAAUCAUUGUUGAUCAGUAUGGCUGCAGAAAUUUUGAGUGCAGAGGAUGUUGUGAGGUCAAUGAGUGAAGGAAGGAAGAGGUCGAAAUCUGGAAGGACAUCUUCGAGUCUGUUUGACCUGAUGGGGAGACCAGAAAAUGUGUUUCAGAGAAGCAGGAAGGAGGAUGAUGAUGAAGAAGAACUCAAGUGGGCAUCAAUAGAGAGACUCCCCACAUAUGAUAGGAUGAAGAAAGGGAUUCUCAAGCAAGUUCUUGACAAUGGAAGAAUUAACUAUGAAGAAGUUGACAUUACCAAGCUUGGCAUGCAGGAGAAGAAGAUUCUCUUGGAAAGUAUACUGAAGACUGUCGAUGAAGACAACGAGAAGUUCCUCCAUAGAUUAAGGGACAGAAUUGAUAGGGUUUCAAUUGAGGUUCCCAAGAUUGAAGUCAGAUUUGAGAAUCUAUCAGUAGAAGGAGAUGCAUAUCUUGGUACAAGGGCAUUGCCAACACUGCUGAAUUCUACUAUGAAUGCGGUAGAGGGAUUUCUGGGAUCAAUCAAAGUUUUCCCAUCUAAGAAAAGGGUUGUGAAGAUUCUGAAAGAUGUCAGUGGAAUUGUAAGACCAUCAAGAAUGACUUUACUUCUAGGGCCUCCAGGAUCAGGGAAAACCACGUUGCUUCAAGCACUUGCGGCAAAGCUGGGCAAAGAUAUAAGGGUCUCUGGAAGAGUUACUUAUUGUGGUCAUGAGUUAUCAGAAUUUGUUCCAGAAAGAACAUGUGCUUACAUUAGCCAACAUGAUCUUCAUCAUGGAGAGAUGACGGUGAGAGAGACCUUGGACUUCUCAGGACGUUGCUUGGGGGUUGGAACAAGGUAUGAUCUUCUAUCAGAAUUAUCAAGGAGAGAAAGAGAGGCCGGAAUCAAACCAGACCCCGAGAUAGAUGCUUUCAUGAAAGCCACAGCAAUGGCAGGUCAAGAAACGAGCCUUAUCACAGAUUAUAUUCUCAAGAUUCUUGGACUGGAAAUAUGUGCUGAUAUUUUGGUGGGAGAUGAGAUGAGAAGGGGCAUAUCAGGUGGACAAAAGAAGCGUUUAACUACUGGUGAGAUGCUGGUUGGACCAGCAAAAGCUCUUUUCAUGGAUGAAAUUUCAACUGGUUUAGAUAGUUCCACAACCUACCAAAUUGUUAGGUUCUUGAGACAGAUGGUCCAUAUCAUGGAUGUUACUAUGAUAGUCUCUCUUCUGCAACCUGCACCAGAAACCUUUGACCUCUUUGAUGACAUAAUCUUACUUUCUGAAGGCCAAAUAGUCUAUCAAGGCCCACGUGAGAACAUUCUGGAUUUCUUCCACAGUGUUGGCUUCAAAUGCCCAGAAAGAAAAGGAGCUGCAGAUUUCUUACAAGAAGUUACUUCAAGAAAAGAUCAGCAACAAUACUGGUUUAGAAGGGACAUACCUUACCAGUAUAUUAGUGUGCCUGAGUUUGUAAAUCACUUCAAAAGCUAUACCAUUGGUAAAAGGCUUUAUCAUGAACUUGAAGCUCCUUUUGAUCGUACAAAAACCCAUCGAGCUGCAUUAGUGAAAGAAAAAUAUGGGAUCUCUCAAGUGGAACUCUUUAAGGCAUGCUUUUCAAGGGAGUGGCUAUUGAUGAAGAGAAACUCUUUUAUAUACAUAUUUAAGACUUCUCAGAUUAUAAUAAUGUCUCUGAUAACCAUGACAGUGUUUCUGAGAACAGAAAUGAAGCAUGGACAUAUGGAAGAUGGAGGCAAAUAUUUGGGUGCCUUGUUCUUCAGUCUUAUCAAUGUGAUGUUCAAUGGAAUGGCGGAACUUGCAAUGACUAUUAUGAGACUCCCAAUUUUCUUCAAGCAAAGAGACUUCAUGUUUUAUCCAGCUUGGGCUUUUGCUUUGCCUAUUUGGGUCCUUAGGAUUCCCCUCUCUUUGAUGGAAUCAGGAUUAUGGAUCAUUCUUACUUAUUAUACCAUAGGCUUUGCUCCAGCAGCUAGUAGGUUUUUCCGUCAAUUAUUGGCAUUCUUCAGUGUGCAUCAAAUGGCCCUCUCUCUCUUUCGCUUCAUUGCCGCCAUUGGAAGAACACAAGUUGUGGCAAAUACACUUGGCACCUUCACAUUACUAAUUGUUUUUGUCCUUGGUGGAUUCAUUGUUUCUAGAGAUGACCUUGAACCAUGGAUGAUAUGGGGAUAUUAUAUUUCUCCUAUGAUGUAUGGACAAAAUGCCAUAGCCAUCAAUGAGUUUCUAGACAAAAGAUGGGGCAAUCCCAAUAAUGACACAAGAAUUUCAGAGCCUACAGUUGGGAAGGCUCUUCUCAAGUCAAGAGGCUUGUUCACAGAAGAGUCUUGGUACUGGAUAUCUGUUGGUGCCCUCCUAGGCUUUUCCUUACUUUUCAACAUAUUAUUCAUUCUGGCUUUGACAUAUUUAAACCCUUUGGGAAAUUCUAAAUCUAUCAUUUUGGAAGAAGAAGACAACAAUGCAAGCAUGAAUUCUUCAUCCCCCAAGGAAAAAAAAGUUGCAACAAAAGCUGCCAAAUUUGAAGAUCUUUACACUCCUAAAGCAACAGAUAGUAAUGCAAGAACCAAGAAGGGGAUGGUGCUGCCAUUCCAACCCCUGUCUCUGGCUUUUAGUCAUGUCAAUUACUACAUCAAUAUGCCACGUGAAAUGAAAAAACAAGGAAUUGAGGAGACUAGGCUGCAACUAUUAAGAGAUACAAGUGGUGCUUUCAGGCCUGGAGUUCUGACAGCAUUAGUUGGUGUGAGUGGUGCUGGAAAAACUACCUUAAUGGAUGUGCUUGCAGGUAGAAAAACUGGCGGAUAUAUUGAAGGAAACAUCACCAUAUCUGGUUACCUGAAGAACCAAGCGACUUUUGCUCGGAUUAGUGGUUACUGUGAACAAAAUGACAUUCAUUCUCCAAAUGUUACAGUCUAUGAAUCUCUUGCUUUUUCUGCUUGGCUGCGCCUUGGUAAAGAAGUUGAAAAAGAAACAAGAAAGAUGUUUAUUGAGGAAGUUAUGGAGCUCGUGGAAUUACAACCAAUAAGGAAUUUUCUAGUAGGCCUUCCAGGAAUAGAUGGCUUAUCAACUGAGCAGAGGAAGAGACUAACAAUAGCAGUAGAAUUGGUUGCCAAUCCUUCCAUUAUCUUCAUGGAUGAACCAACAUCAGGUUUGGAUGCUCGGGCUGCAGCGAUUGUCAUGCGUACAGUUAGAAAUACAGUUGAUACCGGACGAACUGUCGUCUGCACAAUUCAUCAGCCAAGUAUUGACAUAUUUGAAGCUUUUGAUGAGCUACUUUUAAUGAAGAGAGGAGGUCAGAUCAUAUAUGGUGGACCUCUUGGUCAACAUUCUCAGAACCUUAUAGAGUACUUUGAAGCCAUUCCAGGAGUUCCUAAGAUUAGAGAUGGGCAUAAUCCUGCCACGUGGAUGUUGGAGAUAAGUACUCCGGCAGCUGAGUCUCAACUUGAUGUAGACUUUGCUGAAUUAUACACAAAAUCAGAAUUAUAUCACAAGAAUGAAGAACUUAUUAAGGAGCUAAGCACACAAGUGCCUGGAACUAAGGACCUUUACUUCCCAACAAAAUACUCCCAGUCCUUCAUCACUCAAUGCAAAGCUUGCUUCUGGAAACAGUACUGGUCUUACUGGAGAAAUCCACAGUAUAAUGUUGUCAGGUUCUUCAUGACAAUAAUUGUUGGUGUCAUGUUUGGCCUUAUAUUUUGGAAUAAAGGAGACAAAACACAUAAGCAACAAGAUCUUCUGAAUCUGUUGGGAGCUAUGUAUUCAGCUGUUAUUUUCCUUGGAGCCACUAACACCAACUCUGUACAGCCAGUUGUUGCAAUAGAGAGAACUGUCUUCUAUCGCGAAAGAGCAGCCGGAAUGUAUUCAGAAUUGCCUUAUGCAAUAGCUCAGGUAGCAAUAGAGAUAAUUUAUGUUGCCAUCCAAACCUUAGCUUAUUCUGCUAUCCUCUACUCAAUGAUCGGGUUCCAACCUCAGGCAGACAAGUUCUUGUGGUUCUACUAUUUUAUUUUCACAUGCUUUGUCUACUUCACUCUGUAUGGCAUGAUGACCGUAGCUCUCACACCAAACCACCAAAUUGCUGCAAUUGUUAUGUCAUUCUUCAUCAGUUUCUGGAACCUCUUCUCUGGAUUUCUCAUCCCAAGAACGCAAAUACCAAUAUGGUGGAGAUGGUAUUACUGGGCAUCCCCAGUGGCUUGGACUAUAUAUGGGCUUGUGACUUCCCAAGUGGGAGACAGAGAGUCUUUAGUAGAGAUACCCGGAGGAAAACCCAUAUCAGUUAAAGCAUAUCUUGAGAAGCAAAUGGGGUUUAAGUAUGACUUCCUCGGUCAAGUUGCUGUGGUUCAUGUUGCUUUUGUUGUUAUCUUCCUCUUAGUGUUUGCCUAUGGCAUCAGGUUCCUCAAUUUCCAGAAAAGAUAAAAAGCAUCAUUCACAUAUAGCAAUGAACAUAUAUCAAAGUGUUUACGGGUUUUUGCAAAGAUUUUUGUUCAGUUUUGAAUUUGAUUCUGUAACAUAUCAUUUUUUUUUUUUGAAAUAAAAGUGAGAUUUUGUGUUA